Cricetulus griseus (Chinese hamster) is the source of this 964-nucleotide messenger RNA. NCBI's taxonomy places the organism in Eukaryota, Metazoa, Chordata, Mammalia, Rodentia, Cricetidae. The record is from RefSeq and is a predicted model, not a curated record.
CCGGUGACUGGUGUCCCUGCUCUUGUAGGCCAUGACAUUGAUGGAGUACCUCAUCAAGACUGGCUCUGAGCGCGUGUCACAGCAGUGCAAAGAGAACAUGUACGCUGUGCAGACACUGAAGGACUUCCAGUACGUGGACCGAGAUGGCAAGGACCAGGGCGUGAACGUGCGGGAGAAGGCCAAACAGCUGGUGGCUUUGCUUCGCGAUGAGGACCGGCUUCGGGAGGAGCGCGCCCACGCGCUCAAGACCAAGGAGAAGCUGGCACAGACUGCCACGGCCUCCUCAGCAGCUGUGGGCUCUGGACCGCCCCCUGAGGCCCAGCAGGCCUGGCCACAGAGCAGUGGGGAGGAGGAGUUGCAGCUCCAGCUGGCCUUAGCCAUGAGCAAGGAGGAGGCUGACCAGGUACGGGCGCUGCAGAGGGAGAGGGGCUGGCUUCUGUUCUGCCAUCUUGUCCUCAUGCCUCGCUCGCCUCACUGUCCCUCCACCUGCUCUCCCUCUCCCUGCCCCUGCCCUGUCUCUCUUCUGCUCCUCCACCUCUACCGAGGGUGGAGGAGGCUGAGCUGGAGUCCCCAGGCAGGUGCUGAGCGGAGCAUCUUGGCCUCCACAGCAGUCGGGGGCUUUGACACAGAGCCUGAUGAGUUCUCAGACUUUGACCGGCUCCGAGCCACUCUGCCGACCUCUGGGAGCAGCACGGGGGAACUGGAGUUGCUUGCAGGAGAGGUCCCCGCCCGCAGCCCAGGUGCAGGGGACAGGAGUGGGGUUGGGGACUCUCUGGCUGAGGCUGUGGGGAGUCCCCCACCUGCUGCGCCCCCCCCUCCUGUCAAGGGUGCAGGGAAGGUUGAAGGGAUGGCAGAAGUGGCUGCCACUCCACAGAUAAGAGGCUGUCGGUCCCCAGGGGCCCUGGUGCUCCGUCGGGGUUCUGUUGGUUUGGUAGCUGUCUGCCUGGCUGAGCAGUUCACUUGA